This is a messenger RNA of Tricharina praecox, 3298 nucleotides long. Its product is annotated as N-acetyltransferase B complex non catalytic subunit-domain-containing protein. The coding region runs from base 177 to 3023 and encodes 948 amino acids. Lineage: Eukaryota; Fungi; Ascomycota; Pezizomycetes; Pezizales; Pyronemataceae. Gene Ontology annotation, molecular function: protein binding; protein-N-terminal amino-acid acetyltransferase activity. Gene Ontology annotation, biological process: N-terminal peptidyl-methionine acetylation. Gene Ontology annotation, cellular component: NatB complex; cytoplasm. The transcript is spliced from 4 exons. The record is from RefSeq and is a predicted model, not a curated record.
UCCUCACCCCCACUUCCGGCCUCUCACUCGGACGGUCCCUUCUUCAUCUUCUUCUUCUGGCAUUUGUGCACAACCCUUUCAUUCUCUAUAUUCUCCCAGCGCUCGGCUGUGCAUGUUGUUUUCUCUUCAGACUAUUUUCACCACAUAGCAUCUCCCACCGCCAAUUACCACCACCAAUGUCCGUCGCAAGCUCUUCCGCCGAUCGCAAGAACCAUCUUGUCUGGGACCAACUCGAGUUGGGUGCAUACAAGCAGGCGCUCCAGCUAUGCAACCGGCGCAUUAAGAAAGGCGAAAAGAAUGAGAACCUCCUUGCUUUGAAAGCAUUUGUUCUCACGCAUAUCCACAGUCCUGCGACUACCGAAGAAGCUAUACAGAUUGCGCAGACCCUCGCCGAUAAAACCCCUCCAACACAGUCCGUUGAGGUGCUACGUCUGCUAGGUCGUGUGUGGUCGAACCUUGGUCCGAAGUAUGCCGACGAGGUCACAAAGCUCUGGGAGAAGGCCGUCAAGGCGCAACCCCACAACGAGGAGCUGGCACGAGAGUGGUUCUGGGGUACCGUGAAGACGCUGGAUUGGCGCGGAGCUCAAAAGGCGGCCAUGAACCUCCAGAAGACCUACACCAAGCGCAGGGAAUACUGGUUCUGGGCUGUGAUCUCCAGUCUGAUGUUGCAUAACUCACUCCCAGCCGAUUCCUCGGAACGCAAGCUCUUCGGCACACUCGCCUACCGCAUGAUCGCCAAAGCGCGCACCGACACUCCGGCCAACACCGCAAUCAUACCUCCGCGCGCGAUACAGACCAGCCAGGAGGUCAAUCUGCUACUUGAGCUUCUGCCGUAUGUUGCUCCCGGUGAUGCGGCCAAGGAAGCUCUGGAGGUGCUCAAUUCCGCCAAUCUUGGUGUCGAUUCGACAGUAGGGAGUGGUGAUUGGUGGGGUUUGGCAAGGAAAAGGCUGGAUCUUCUCGAGAAUACCAAGGAUUGGAGGACGUUGUUUGAGACUUGCAUUUCGCUGCUGCCGAAAGCGAAUGCCGUGGCUGAAGCCAAUGGGAACGGGGAAGAGGCAAACCCCGACGAUGAGAAGAAGGAUGAGACGAAGGAUGCGAAGCCGGAUGCUGUCCAGCAGGGACGAGGUGAUGAUUGGCGGGUUUGGGACGGAUUUGUGAUGGCUGCCGGAAAGCUUUACGACGACGGUGACAAGACCGUUGCCAAGGAGUCGUUGGAAAAGAUCCUGGAACACCGCAAAGCUCUCCCCACCGGUUCGCCGCGGCACGGUGAUCUGGCGCUGGUGAAGUUCUCUAGUCUCUUCCACGACAAGAAUGACGGGCCGGAAGGCACACCUACUCUGUUGGAGGCCGUCGAGGAGUAUUUUGUCAACACCUGUAGCAAGAGCUGCUGCUUUGAGGAUAUCCAGAAGUACCUCGAGAUGCUCGAGGACUCGGAGAAGAAAGAUUUCCUGAAAUAUGUCGAGGGAGCAGUAGAAAAACUCCCGGAGGAAAGUGAAAAACAGCGAAUUGACAGAGUAGCUUCUGCCAUCAACUUCCAGAAGUUCGUGUAUCUUCUCACCAUUUCAUCCCUCAACACUGCUUCGCCAACAACUACAAAAACCAUCACAACCUUCAUUACCGGGACCCUAAAGCUCUAUGCGUCUGCGCUUUCUCUCGGAAGCUCCCUACUGGUUACUGACAAUCAGUAUGGUGACGAUGCGGCGCUACUGGCCAUCAUGGGACUGAUCCGCCUUUACACCCUCUCUCCCAAGGAUCAAUCGCCCCUCUAUCAGUCAGUUCAAAUUCUGGAGACUCUGCUUCAAAAGUCAAAACACAACUAUCAAGCUCUCCUCCUCUUAGUACGGAUUUACCUCCUGCUCGGGGCCAUUGGUUCUGCGAUUGACGUCUACCCUCGGCUCAACAUCAAACAAAUCCAGCAUGACACACUCUCACAUUUCCUGCUAACGCGAAUCUCCACCCUCCUUCCUAACGAUGCCCGGACCCCCUCAUACCUACACCAUGCCCUCGGUAUCUACGAGUCCUCACGAACCCAAACUCCCAACAUGCUACAGCUCGCCUUCGAACGCGGAGGCUACGCACAGAUGAUGGGAUUCCUCGAGUUCUCAGAGCGUGUUGAAGGCAGUGUGUGCCGGACCAUGUGGGAGGUUGAACUCCGACGACUCGCCCGGAUUAUCCCGGGAUUGCCGAAUCAAGAUAUGUCCGCUGAAGUGGGCUACAAGGGUGCAGUCUGGGACAACCGCGACUUUGCCGUCAUAAUCGACUGCGAACUCGCCUCCGUUGGUCCGUAUGAGCGCGCUUUCCGAAUCGGCCCCACGCCGGCGGAGAACUGGGCCCGUGGCUUCGCGGCCGCUUCGGAGGUCUCGCAGUUCCUUGAGACGGUUGCGGCUGCUGGGAAGGAUUCGAAUGGUGCUGCUACGGCCAGCGAGAAGCCGACGCUUGCCACCGAUGUGGCUGGCCGCAUUGCCGCUGCACUAAAAGCCGGUGAACGAGAUGACGAGUUCACGGACGCGGAGAAGUCACAACUUCUCUUUGCCGGUGCCAUUGCCGAACUAGCUGGAGCCGCUGUCAAGAAGGACGGAGAGACAGUAUCGAAAGCGCUCGAGGGCAUCACCGCAGAGUUGUUUCCCAAGACCUUCGUCAGCCUCACGGACGAUGAGAUCCCAGACUGGAGGCAAUUGCACGCGCUAUGGAUGGGUCGUGAUUCGGCUGCCGUGGCUGAGAGCUUGGUUAAGUUUUUGAACGCAACCAAGAGCCUCAAGCCGGCUGUUCCCAAGCCUUCCAUCACUGCGCUGGCAGAGGCUGCCAAGAAGCGGAAGGCAGAGGUUUUGAAGCGGGCAAAGAGCGCGCUGAAGACUUUAGAAGACGAAGACGCGAUUCAGACGCUCGUCGAUGAUGUGCUCAAGGAGGAUGGUGUCGGCGGUGUCCUCAGGCGGCAGGAGGCGGUGUUUGGAGGCGUGGAGCAGGUGGCGGAUAACGUGAGGAAGACUCGGAAUGCGAUUGUAAGGUGUUAUGGGGAUUUCUAAUUCUGUGUUUCUAUUACCAUCUCGUUUCGUCCUCAGUUUUUUCUUUUAGGCCGGGUGUGGUGGGUGCAGAAAAGGGAGGGAUUGGAAAAAUGGUGUUUGGUGUUUCUUUUCCCCUUGUUCCUUUUCUUUCUGUUUUUUGGAUUGGUGUGAUGAUACCUCUACUGGGCAGAAUGAUGAUUUGUAGUGUUUGGGUAUGCCUAACUGCCUGUAUUCGAUGCUGUUUCCAUAAAUACGGCCCCUCAAUUGUUGCCGAAAGAAAAAUGGCUUUGUCGAAG